AUGGGUACUCUUAUAGGGCAUGUUGCUCCGGGAUCGGGAUUCUUGCUCAUAGGUCUGUGGCAUCUCUUCAACCACAUCAAGCUCCAUGCCUCGAACCCGAGCUCUUACCACUCUUGGCCUUGGUUCCCUUCCACCUUGGUGAGGUACCUUGAGCUCUACUUGAUAAUGGCCGGGUCGUGGCUAUCAAUAUCCAUGGAGCUCUUUAUCGGGCCGGAGAGGCAUCAACCUCUAGACCCAGACUGGUCCAUACCAUCAUACCAUCUCCACAACUUUGAGCACGCGUCCAUCUCCUUCUUCUUGUUUCUCUACUCUUUUGUAGCCUAUUGCUUCGAUCGUUUCGCUAUCAAGGUUCAUAAGGGGCUUGUAGAGCUGCUCGCUGCACUAGCCUUUGCCCAACAAUUGCUAUUGUUUCACCUCCACUCAGCUGAUCACAUGGGAGUUGAGGGCCAAUACCACUGGCUCUUGCAACUGGUCAUUUUUGUGACACUUGUGACUACUUUGUUGUCUAUCCCUUACCCUAAGAGCUUCUUGGUGGGCUUUGUCAGGUCAUUUAGCCUUGUUUUCCAAGGGGUCUGGUUCAUAGUCAUGGGGUUUAUGCUUUGGACCCCUAGAUUGAUCCCAAAGGGCUGUGGCAUGAGGCUUGAAGAAGGGCACAUGGUUGUUAGGUGUAGGGGCCAUGAAGAAUUAAUUAGGGCUAAAUCCUUGGUAAACCUGCAAUUCAGUUGGUUUUUGGCUGGGGUGACAGUUUUUGCAGUGGUAUUUUAUGUGGGUUUGUUGAAAAAGUACGGGGAGAAGAUAGAAUAUGUUGGCUUGGAGCAAGAGGAAGAGGAGGAAGUGCCAAAAAAGCUCGAGCAAAACAGGAGCUUUGUGCAUAUGGGAGAAGGGAUGCCAAAAAUUGUGUUGGAAAGAUAAAAAUGGAUGAUAAUUUUGUGUUUGCUUCAAAGGAAGUUCACCUAAAAGUGCAAAAAAAGUAGCCUAUGUACAUAGAAUAGACCUGUUGUGUGUCACCUGUUUCACAAUUUAGUCCCCACAAUUUAAUCAAAUUUAAUGAAUUAGUGAGGGACCACCAUGUGAAGAGUGAAAGGUGGUUGCGUGAGUGGUGAAUGGGCUUUUUGAGAGAGAGAGAGAGAGAGUGGGACAUUUGUAACAUGGAAAG
Amborella trichopoda is the source of this 1156-nucleotide messenger RNA. RefSeq lists its product as uncharacterized. The record is from RefSeq and is a predicted model, not a curated record. NCBI's taxonomy places the organism in Eukaryota, Viridiplantae, Streptophyta, Magnoliopsida, Amborellales, Amborellaceae.